AAAGUCGAAUACGGAAGACGACUCUGAGUUCUCUUCUGGAGUAACAGUGACGGUACGCGGCUCGCUAUAAGCGUGUGGUUACUUGUAUGCGGCUUUAGUGGAGGAAUAUUUUGUUGAAAAGUACUUUUUCGGAAAUGAGGACCUUAGAGCAGGUGCAUGCCACGGUGAAAAUUGCGAAGCUGAAGGAGGAAGAGCUGCACCCCACCGUGCACUGUCUGACGUUCGGCGAGAAUGUCGCCUCGGGGGACUACUGUCUGCUGGAGCUCGACUCUACUCUGUGUGCGCGUAUCGAGGCCGGACACAGCCUUACAAUCAGGGGAGACAAGGAUGAGCACGCAGUUCUGUGCACCGAAUCCAAGACGUACGAUCUGAGGAUUGCGGACACCUCCAACCUGCUGCUCUUUGUCCCCGGCUGCAACACGCCAGAUCAGAUGACUGGAGACCAGACGCAUCCUCAGCUCGUACAUUCGCAGAUUUCGGGUUUCUCCAAUAGCUACUGGGAGGUGAGGCCACGACGGCCAAAGUUAAAGAAGCUGAAGAAACUGCUAAUGGAGAACCCAUAUGAGGGGCCCUUAGUCAGAACGGUGGAGGAUUCAGACCAGAAUUCACCAGGGUACACUAUGGGGGACCUUCUUGACAGAAUUCAAGCAAGUGAGGUGGAGAUUAUUGCCCAGCUGAAGAAUAUCCAUGCCUGUGAAAUUGAUGGGUACUGGAGGGUUUUGGACUUUGACUACGAGAUGAAGCUCCUUGGCUUUGUGACGCAGUUAGUGGACUCCGAGUCGUGGUCCUUCGGCAGAGUCCCCCUUGACUAUUGCCUGCAGGAACUCGGUCCGCUUGAGCCAAAAGAGAUGAUCGAACACUGCUUGAACUGUUACGGGAGGCGCUACAUCGAUGAAGGAGGCGAGGUGUGUUUCGCGCUGGACGAGGAGAAGGUGUGCCAAGCCAUGGCGCAGAUGCUCCUGCAGAAUGCAGUGAAGUUCAACUUGGCUGAGUUUCUGGAGGUGUGGCAGCAAAGCGUACCGGAGGGCAUGACCACCAGGCUGGACCAGCUAAGGAGUUUGGCGCUCGUGGACCGAACUUCCAGACCAGAGACAAUUUCCCUCCUGAGGGUGGAGGACCUGCCGGAGGACACACAAGAACGCUUUAACUUCCUCUUCAGCAUGAGGGAAAAGUGGAGUGAGGAUGAUAUCGUCCCCUACAUUCGGGAUCUCUGUGGGGAAAAACAAACGACUGGGGCUCUUCUCACCAAGUACGCUCGCUCAUCCAUGCAAAAUGGGAUGAAAGUCUACAAUUCAAGGAGACCUAUGUCAACCUGAACUUCAACAUCUUCAGCUCAUUCCUCCCACCAUACUGAGAAGCAGUUUUUUUUGUUUUCUGUUCCGAAUGUGUUUUUGUAAAUAAAAACGGAUAC
This is a messenger RNA of Scleropages formosus (Asian bonytongue), 1411 nucleotides long. It is a transcript of the gene dscc1, whose product is annotated as DNA replication and sister chromatid cohesion 1. Lineage: Eukaryota; Metazoa; Chordata; Actinopteri; Osteoglossiformes; Osteoglossidae. The transcript has 9 exons. Gene Ontology annotation, biological process: maintenance of mitotic sister chromatid cohesion; mitotic sister chromatid cohesion. The record is from RefSeq and is a predicted model, not a curated record. Gene Ontology annotation, cellular component: Ctf18 RFC-like complex; chromosome, centromeric region; chromatin. The coding region runs from base 135 to 1316 and encodes 393 amino acids.